CUCAUGGACCUGGUAGAGGAUAGAAAUACCAAUCUAUAAUCAAAUAACACAGCUUUCAAACUGUUUCAGUAACCCUAUAUCGCGUCUAAUCCAUUAUCUGUGAGACUUAUAGCACCACCAGCGACCCACUAGCCAAACAUGCAAUCCAAAGAGAAACGUCACAUCUGGAAGCCAUUCUCCAAGGGCAAACUUAAAGACGGGGAGACCGCUCAAGAACCUUUAUCGAGACCCACGCAAGCUGUAGGUGACACUGCGCAGCAUCAGCCAAAUCGUUCAGACCUUCAAGACUCUGCAGAUCCUUCGCGGCAUCAUCCAGAAUCCAAAAAGCCUGCCGGUCUUUCGGCCCCCAGAAACGACGAUUCGACAUACGGGAGCAGCGAGCCGUCGGACUCUUUGACCACGCAAGGAACUACCGGCACAUUUGGUGCUAAUGGAGGUGACUUCAAUGCUUCUAGAGGCAACCUGAGUGUCCCAGGAAGUAGCUUGAAUGCACAAAGGAACAGCUCUGCUCUGAUUUCAGAUCCACAGCCCAAUCAUAAUAGGACCACAACACAAGGCGAAGGACCGACAUCCUACACAAGCCCAACUAUCAAGCGAGAAACAAAAACGAACCCGUUCACAGGUCAGACAAUAACGACCACCACUACCACGACCACCACGACAACUACAAUCACGAACUCCAACGGCACAACCACGACAGUCGAGGAACCCAACGAAGCGGUGGAAUUGCCCACUGCCAGUAAUGAGCCAGUGUCCGCAAUAGAAGAAGAGACGAAGCCGGCAGCACUUGUCCCAGCAGCAGCGCGAGUAGAAAAUGUGGUAUCACCAGAGGAAGACCUCUCCUUAAGGCCUCGUAGAAGUUCAGAAACACCAGGCAAGCGCAUCAUACCACCUCGAGACCCAAUUUCGCCGCAAGGGCCACAACACGCAGUCGAGAGGCCGCUGCCACCUGAGAGAGUCCCAACAGUGCCAAGGCGCAGCUCUCGCCGGGAAUCAUUGGAAAGACCACCGCCUAUGGAUGGUAUGCCACCACCGCUGUUCCAGGACCGUGAUUCAUCACAGUCCCCAGCAAGAGUUCAAGCUCCUGCCGGAGUUCAGACUCCUGCAGCACAGAACUUUUCCUAUCCUGGGCGUAAUCAGCCGUCUUUGGAAGUUGAGCGGCAAUCGCAGGCACAACAGCAGCGACCCGGUGCCCCGUCGGCAGCCGGGGGUGCACAUCGCGCGUCUGGUGGGACUUUUGGGUCCGGUUCUACAUUUAGCAAUCUCAAGAUGGCAGCUGCCGGUAUACAUGGUGCUGGUGAGACGCUGCGCGGAACUCUGAACGCAUCUGUUGACCGACACACCGGUAAGAGAGUCAUAACGGAGAAGGAUCAACGUGCAAUUGAGGCCGGUAAAUUUGAGAUCGAGAAUGGUAGAUUCUAUCAUCAAGAUAAUAAUCUUAGCGGAUCGUCCGGUGAGAACUACACACUCGAUCCGACCUCGAGCGUCCAACAAGACGAUGAGAUCAUCCGUGAAAGCUCGCCAUUCAAUCGGAAGCCCGUCGGAUCAGGUGAAAAGCCAAGGUCUGGAAGCAGGAUCAGCAACUUUAUAAGCAGAGCAGCGAACCGAUCAUCAUCUCAACUGAACGAACAAAACGAUGCUGCCAAGCAGCGGGAGAGGGUGAAACUACAAAAAAGAAACAGUUCAGGCCUUAGUGUGGUAGGAGAAGAGGGCAGUACUGUAUCUUCUUAUCGUUAAUGAAACGGCAUGGUCUGUUCAUGGUGGAGGGAGAGACCAGUCAAUAUCUGACUACGGAGAGGAUAUUAGGAAUACGGCGCUGUGAAUUGGCUUGGUUAGAGCCAUUGUUUGGUGGAGACUUUGGUAACACUGUUUGACUUGGUGACUGAUAGAUAAUAAGAAAUGUACUUCAUGGUCGCAUAACAAUAUAUCGCCACAACUGAAUAGAUGUAGGCAUUACAGUUAUGGAAAUUGCUCUAAUCUUAGUCUAGUCGUGUCUGAGCAUGGUCAUGUUCGAGUAACAGGCACGCUCAAUGCUGGCGGUCCGGGAAGUGGCUCAGGUCACAGACCAAGGUUUAUGCAGCUUCACUAUGUUUUAUAUCGAUGACUUGUUAGAUCUAUGGUCUCUAUGAAACUUCGAGGAAGUCAAUGGCGUGUGCUGGU
Molecule: messenger RNA, 2160 nt
Organism: Truncatella angustata
Lineage: Eukaryota; Fungi; Ascomycota; Sordariomycetes; Amphisphaeriales; Sporocadaceae
Exons: 2
Coding region: 139-1737 (532 amino acids)
Source: RefSeq, a predicted model, not a curated record